AUGCAGUCGAUGUUGUUCUGGCGACGGCAACCUUUCUCCGUCUUGGACCCCUCAGUGCCGACGAAGCGGAACUCCUUCUUGAGCACGAUAACGCGGGGUUCAUUGCGGUCUUGGAUCGAUAUCACCUAUGACAAGGCGGCUACCAACCCCCUCAUCGUUGGAAGCAACAAGACGCUGGUGGGCGAAGGCAGCAAGGGAGUCCUCAACGGAAAGGGCCUCAUGAUCACUGGCAGCAACGUCAUUAUCCAGAACAUCCACAUCACCAACUUGAACCCCCACCUGGUGUGGGGCGGCGACGCCAUUACCAUUCGUGGCAAUGGCAACGUCGCGCCCAAGGGCAUCUGGAUCGACCACGUCAAGAUCUCCAACAUCGGCCGCCAAAUGAUCGUCACCAACUUCUCGGGUGUCCAAGGCUUCACCAUCAAAGACGGAUUCGGCAACUACAUCCACCACACGUCGGGCCGAUCGCCCAAGGUCGGAGGCCACAGCGGCGAGACUACGGUCAUCUAUGCCGCCAACAACUACUUCUACGACAACACUGGCCACGCGUUCGACGUGUCCACCGGCGGCUAUGCUUUGGCCGAGGGCAACUACUUUGAAGCGGUCAUCGGUCGCGACUGCAAGCCCAACGUUGUCACCAAGAGCGGCGCCCUCAAGGGGAACUCGCAGGGUAAGGGCUCGCAGUUCGUCAACGUCAAGUCGCUGAUCAACCAGUACAAGGUGACGGCUGCUACCAAACUUGCAGUGGGGGCUGGUAACUUCGGUGUCGGCAGUCUGGGCAGUACUGCUGCUCAGUCGGAUCCGAUUCAGCAGUCGAGCUCCAGCCAGGGCAACAACAGUGCAGCUCAGUCAAAUCCUACUCAGUCCAGCGCUGAGUCCAGUGCUUACUCUAGCGCUGAUCAGUCAAGUCCGAUCCAGUCGAGUGCCUCUCAGUCGACUCCAAGCCCGGUCGAACAGACGGACGGGAAUCGCAAGUUGUGA
This is a messenger RNA of Phytophthora sojae, 981 nucleotides long. RefSeq lists its product as hypothetical. The transcript is spliced from 3 exons. NCBI's taxonomy places the organism in Eukaryota, Oomycota, Peronosporomycetes, Peronosporales, Peronosporaceae. The record is from RefSeq and is a predicted model, not a curated record. Gene Ontology annotation, molecular function: pectate lyase activity. Bases 1 to 981 code for a protein of 326 amino acids.